CUAAAACGAUUUAAUAUAUUUGUUGUUAUAAAAAAAAUAUGUUGUAGAAACUUGAUACUUUCAUCAGUAGUUGAGAUAAAUAAGUUACAAUUUAAAUAUAGAUAAUAAUAUUAAUAUAAUACAAAUAUAAUAUAUAUGAUAUAUCCUAGACUGACAAAUCAUCUCCAUUCUGAAUCGUUUUUCGUAGGUACAUAAUAAUACCAGUCAUUGCAUUCAAAUUUAACACAUCCAUUAUAGUGACCUACUCUUCAGUCUUCACCACUACUAGCUCUACUAUACAGCAGACCCACUUGCCCACCCUUUUUAAUUUCUUUAUUACCUAAUAUUUCAAUUUUUAGUUUCAGUUAAAUUUGAAGUAAAAAAAAUACUAAAAAUAUCUUAUUUAAUAUUUUUAAUUCAUAUUAGAAUAUUGAGUUUAAAUAAUAUUAAGAUUUUAAGUUUAUUUAAUUUUUCUCCCCUUUUUUUAAAACAAUUAGUUUAAUUCAGAUGAAAAUAAUUUUCACUUUUCCGACUGAAAAUCAAAUAUUGCCGAGUGGGGAAGGGGCGAUCGGGUCGUCCCCGAACAAUCAUUAUCUCAAAAAGUACCUAUUCACUUUUUUCUAAUUUAUUUUUUUCAAAAUUUCAAAUCUAUACUGUUCUACAAUUAUCUAAUUGUUUAAUAAUUUUCACCCUUAUAUUUAUUAGGUAAACCACCAGCAACUUUUAAUUUUCAAAUGGCAAUCCAUACUAAAAAUGUCAUAAUUUAGUAAGGCUUUUUUACUUAUGAAUUAUCACAUUUAAAUUUUCAUUUUUCGUUAAUUCGUUGACGAGAUAGAGCCCCUCAAAGUUGGGUGGUUUUUGUGUGUAAAUAUGUUAUACCUAGUCAGUACCAAAGGCCGCAGCAAUUGGGAUUUUUGUGUUCCAGCGUAAAAGAUAAUACAUACUACAAAGAUAAUAGAUAGUGAUAGACUAAUAUAUUUCAUACGAUCUUGUACUACCUAUCAAAUAUCUAAAUGCACGCCUAUGUCAGUGAUACUCGUUCUAGUGAUUUCUACUGUAUAUUGUUUCAUAAGUGUAAACUAUAAAUUUUUUCACACUAUUUACACUAAUAAUUUAUUAAUAUUAGUUAAAUAUAAACUUCAAACUAAUAAAUUAAUUUUUUUCCAGGGCCUUUUACUAAUCACUAUUUUUGUUUGAUUAUGUGUUGUUGCUGCUGCUCAGAUGAUUCAUGAACAAACAUUAUCUUGUAAUUAACGAAUUAUCACAAGAGUCCUUUUACCAAUUGUUUUGUCGUGUGAACUAAACAUGGAACAAGCUGUUGCAGAAGAACCAAUUAAUCAAAAGUCAUCAUUUGAUUUCACGUUUAAAACAAAAUCAAAAGAAAUUAAUGACAUGUUAAUCAGUAUUGAAAACAACCAAACUGAUAAUUUUCAUGAUAUUUUACAAAAAAUUAAUGUACUUCAAAAGAUUUUAAAUGAUUCCAAAACAUUUCUACCAGCUUAUCAUAUGAAAAAGUGUUCUGAUGAAAUCAAAGACAUUACUAAGCGUUAUGAACAAUUGCAUGUAAAAUUACAGCCUAAGAAGAAAUUAGCUUUUGAUGAAAAACCAACUACAUCAGCAGUAGUUAAAGAUGAAGACAAAUUUGGACCAGUAAAUCAACUUAAAGUUUAUAAAGAAGACUGUGGAUUUAAAAAUCGUUCUGAUGAAAUGAAUUUAAUGCUAACGGAACAAGAAUGUUAUAUGAAAAAUGUAGCUUUAGAUACAUUGACUAAUUGUCUUGUUGUCAUAUGUGGUACACCUCGUACUGUGCGUGCGACAUCAUUGACAGACUGUUAUGUUUAUGUAUGUGCAAAAACGUCGAUUUUUAUUGAGAACUGUAAGGGUUUGAUAUUUAUGUGUGCAUCUCAACAGUUGCAUAUACACGAUACUUUCAAUACUAGUUUUUAUAUUUACGUUAGUAAAAACACUAUAAUAAAAAACUCUAAACAGUUACGAUUUGCUCCUCUUUCAUUAAAAUCUGCACUACUUAAAAAAGCAUUUAGAAUGGCUAAUUUUGAUGAAUUCAGAAACAAAUGGAAAAUUGUAAAUGAUUUAGAUUGGUUGUCAUCUUGUGAACCAUCACCAAAUUGGUGUGAAAUACCAGAAGAAGAACGCCAACAACCUAAAGAAGAAACUAAGUUAUUGCUCAUCUAUCCUCAUUUGUUGAAUAUGGAAGGCGGAUUAUACCCAAGAUUAUACAAUGAUUGUGGACUAGUAGUUGACACGUUUGAUUUACCAUAUUAAUAGUUAUUUUUUUUUAUCUACAGAUAUCUUUUUUAAUAGUUUUAAUUAAUUUUUUUUACUAUUUAAAAUAAAAUCUAAGAGAAAGAAAAUGCACUGCAUUGUAAUAUUAGUUUUUAAGAUAAAUAUAAAAAAAAAUUAACAACAUAUUUCCAACUAAUUUAAAUUUUAUUUUAUUUACAAACAACUUUUUUUUUAAACUUAAUUUUUAUUUCUAAAUAAUUUUAAUUAUAUUUUUUACUACUUAAAAUAAAAACUAAGGGAUAGAAAAUGUACUGCAUUGUAAUAUUAGGUUUUAAGAUAUAUAUAAAUAAAAAUUUACAAUAUAUUUCGGCUGAAUUCAUAAUCACAUUGUAUUCAUUUUUAAUUUUGUAAAACUAAUUAAACAAAAUUACUACAUUUUAUUUUAUUUUUAAAUCUAUGGGUUAUUGUUAAAAAUCUAAUAACCUGUAAAAUUAAUAAUAUGUAAACAAUGUAAUCGAAUCACUAUUAUAUAAGACACAAAUAUUGUUUAUCAUUGAAAUAUUGAUAUGCUGGUAUGACCUAUCAUGUGUAUUGGCAUGUGUCUGUAUGACAUUAAUAUAUUAUUAAAUCAUUGAAAUAAAGUAUUA
Molecule: messenger RNA, 2870 nt
Organism: Rhopalosiphum padi (bird cherry-oat aphid)
Lineage: Eukaryota; Metazoa; Arthropoda; Insecta; Hemiptera; Aphididae
Product: tubulin-specific chaperone C-like
Exons: 1
Coding region: 1285-2262 (325 amino acids)
Biological process (GO): post-chaperonin tubulin folding pathway; tubulin complex assembly
Cellular component (GO): cytoplasm
Molecular function (GO): tubulin binding
Source: RefSeq, a predicted model, not a curated record